This is a messenger RNA of Penicillium cinerascens, 525 nucleotides long. RefSeq lists its product as uncharacterized. The transcript has a single exon. Bases 1 to 525 code for a protein of 174 amino acids. NCBI's taxonomy places the organism in Eukaryota, Fungi, Ascomycota, Eurotiomycetes, Eurotiales, Aspergillaceae. The record is from RefSeq and is a predicted model, not a curated record.
AUGUCAAACAUGCCAGUGAACACCGAAGUUCCCAAGCAAAAGACCCAAGGGAUGUCCCGACGGUGGCCCCUAGCCUUCUUCUUCGGUGCCAUCGUCAUGUUCAUCGUCGGCGGUGCACUGGUCGGCGUCUACCUGUCCAACACGUCAAACUGUUUCAACGACUCCAGCAGCUAUGACUACUAUAGUAAUGAUGACGACUUUGACUGCGGAUCCAGCCAUAACGGAGAAUACUACGGCGCAGUCGCCUGCUUCAUCAUCGGUGGCAUUUUCAAGCUCAUUGGUUGGGUCUUUGCCAUCCUCUACUGCGUUAGACGCCGCCGCUCUCAUCAGCAAGCGCUCGCCUCUCAGUACUACACUGUUCCUAUGAACCCGCAACAGCCUUACAACACUCCUGGCCCGUACGGAUCUCAGCCUCAGUACCCGCCGCAGUACCCUUCGCAGCCGGGUCAGCCUAUGUACCCUGACACCGGAUACCACAACCAGGCUCCUGUUGAAAAGGAAUCCCCUCCCGUUCACUAUGUUUAA